Molecule: messenger RNA, 1599 nt
Organism: Entamoeba invadens IP1
Lineage: Eukaryota; Evosea; Mastigamoebida; Endamoebidae
Exons: 2
Coding region: 1-1599 (532 amino acids)
Source: RefSeq, a predicted model, not a curated record
AUGAAACAUAAUCAAUUUCUCAUGACUGAUCUAUUUUUAUUCGUUUUAAUGAAAAUAGUAUUAACUCCAAAAUCAAAGAAUAUAACGAUGUUUUGUGUUUUAUUGCCUCUAUUAUUUAUGUGUGUUGUAAAUGCUCAAACAAAUACUUUAAAUUAUGAUAAUACAUUGGUUGAGCCAUUGUGCAUGCCCGACUUUAUGGCUUUGAACUUGGGAUCUUCUUUGUUAAAGUAUACCAUAGUUUCUGAUUGUUAUGCAGAGAUACCUAAUAGAAAAUAUUCAAUAAAAGGAAACAACAUUCUUUCAUAUUGUUUUAUCGAUGAUUAUUUUUUGAGAGUGAACAAAAACAACACUAAAGUAUCGAGGUGUGGACAAUGGCUCGAAGUGGUUGGACCAAGUCAAGUUUCUAUUGUUUGUAUGGUUUCUGGAAGUAUUACUCCAGAUGUCACUGAGGGUUCUCUGCCAGUUGGAGUACCAUUUGUCGCCCUUCCAAAAGGACUUUAUACAAAAGUAUCAGGUGGGUUUUCUUUGGACGAUGAUGCAUUUGUACAAGCCACUGUAGCAGAGACAGAUUUCGACCUAAAAGUGAAUCCAACACUUUGGGUGUUGAAUAAAAGUGAGAGUGAAAUUCGAAUACAAGUCACCGACUGUAACAGACCAUAUCAGUUCAUUGAAGUUGAAAAGAUAAAUUACAAACUGAGUAACGAUGAUACAUUCACCUUACCACUAAUCAAAAGAAAAACCAACAUUAAUUUAGUCUCUUUCAAAGAUGAAAAACUAACUUUUGAAGAUAUCGAAUUGGACAAAAUUACAAGUACAGUGGCAAACGGCAAAUAUGAUACAGUUCAUCUUGGGAAAUGCACUUUUGUUGCAGACAAUAUUAUUUAUUCCAAAACAGUGGCCAACAAAAUACAACUCUCUGUGUGGUUGUUUUACAAAUUGAGUGACUCGAUAAAGGUUGAAACGAUGAAUAAAACUAAUAUGAAAUUUGUUUCAGAUGCAGGGAGUCGAAAUACUUCCAUAGUGAUGUUGAACACAUCUCCAAUUAUUAUUCAACAACAGUUCAAAGAACUUAUCUUGUCAUUAAAAGCCAAUUUUGAUGUUCACUUUAAAGAGGUUUCUCUCUAUUUAGUGAGAAGUGGUGAUGAUAACACGCUAUAUGGCUCUUCGACUACCAUCAACAAAGAACUCAAAUUCAAAACAACACAAAAUGGUACUGAUGUCACUCUCAGAGCUCUUUUUGAUACAAAGAGUUGGGAAUUUGGAAAUACAAUUACACUCACUUAUGUAAGUGAACCAGGAGGAACUAUUGAAUUGAUUGAAGCAAUGUUUGAUAAAUCUGAUACAAUUAAAAAAGUAGUCGAGUGCAACUCAACAAUUUUUGAUUGUUUGAAUACAGAAUGUACAGUGACAAACAUGUCGAUUGAUGAAGGAAGAUUUAUUUGGCAAAAAGGAUGUGAACCUGUAUGUGGUAACUGUAGAGAUGGAUAUGUGUGUACCACCAUGGGAAGAUGUAUUCACCAAGAAAAUAACAACUUGAGAGAAGGAACUACAAGUGUGUUGUUCUUUCUUGUAAUCCUAUGUAUUUUAUUUGUAAUUUGA